Molecule: messenger RNA, 1129 nt
Organism: Lampris incognitus (smalleye Pacific opah)
Lineage: Eukaryota; Metazoa; Chordata; Actinopteri; Lampriformes; Lampridae
Gene: pdyn
Product: prodynorphin
Exons: 2
Coding region: 217-840 (207 amino acids)
Biological process (GO): neuropeptide signaling pathway; sensory perception; chemical synaptic transmission
Cellular component (GO): axon terminus; dendrite; neuronal cell body
Molecular function (GO): opioid receptor binding
Source: RefSeq, a predicted model, not a curated record
AAAAAUAAAUGUGACAUUACAUUGACAAGACACACACACAUAUAUAGAUAGUUGUCUGUGUGUGUGUGUGCGUGCGCAUGUGACCAGUGUGGUUAAUAUUAAUGGUUCAUUUCAAGUCAUUUCUAUUGAUCUACACAAAGACUGAACUAGCCGGUCAUUAGAAACUGAAAUUUUCCGUGUCUUGUUGUUGUUGUCUUGUUGUUGUUGUUACAGAGGAUGGAGUGGUGUGUCCUGGUGCUGAUGCUGAGUCUGCCGUCCUUCAUCCACUCAGACUGCUCACACUGCCACAGAUGUGUCCUGCUCUCCAUCCACACAGACCAGACCCUCAGCAGCCUGUCCUGCAUCCUGGAGUGUGAGGAGACUCUGCUGAACCCCGCUGAGCUGCAGAAAUGCAGGGAGCUGGUGGACUCGGCCGUCAGCAGACAGAUGGGAGCGCGUGACGCGCCACAGGCUGCAGAGAAGCUGCUCGGUGGACUCCUGAAUGAAGCAGCAGACAACAUGAACGGCAGAACGUUCCCCUCCACCCAGCCUGAGGAGCUGUCUGAGGAGGUGCCGAGGAGGAGCGAGGAGGAGCAGGACGCGGCUCUCCAUCAAGUCAAACGCUACGGAGGCUUUUUACGCAAAUUUGGCCCCAAGUCCAAGAGGAGUAAUCCCGAGGAUCCGGGCAGCCGGGAGCAGGAGGAUCUGCACAAGAGGUACGGAGGCUUCAUGCGGAGGAUCCGACCCAAGAUCAACAACCUGAAAUGGGACAAUCAGAAGAGGUACGGCGGCUUUUUACGGCGCCAUUUCAAAUUUUCCUUGCGUUCAGACCAGGAGCCUUAUGAUGACUCUGGACUAUAGGUCAACAGUAAGACCAGAGGAAGACCUGGUUCACAGCUGAACAGUCUGCAGCUGACCAGCCGUACGCUACCGUGUCUGCCCCGUUGCUUUGUGGCUGCAGGUUUGAUGCUGCAGAUUCUGUCUGUAAAAAAAAAAAAAAAAAAGGCCGGUUGGUUCUUGUUUGUGUCAGUCGUGUUCAGAAGCCUUGUGUGUAAACGGGCUGAUCGGUACCAAGUCUCCUGUGUAUGUUAUGAGCAGAGUUGUUCUCUCCUUUAAUAAACCAUGUCUGUCUCACAAAACCAUGAAUAAA